Acaulospora morrowiae is the source of this 294-nucleotide messenger RNA. Lineage: Eukaryota; Fungi; Glomeromycota; Glomeromycetes; Diversisporales; Acaulosporaceae. The record is from the annotation of a GenBank genome assembly.
AUGUAUCAAUCAUUGGAUGUCUCUAUUAAUUAUCCUUUUAAAGCUGCUCUUCAUCAUCAUUGGUAUACAUGGAUGGCAAGUGGUGGAGCUGGAAAAACUUGGACAUUUAGAAAGUGUUAUAUCUCUAAUACUUUAGAUGGAUUAGAAGAUGAUAAAAUCUUUGAUGAAUUGGCUUGUGGUGAUAAAAGUGAUAUGGAAAUAAAUGUGUAUAAAGAUGAUAUGAAAUAUAGAGAUAACGAAAAUAAUAAGAAAAUUUGUGAAGAUAAUAUUAUAGAAGAGAAUGGAAAUAUGAUU